ACUUCAACGACGUUGACACUGUACCCAACUUGCAGCUCCAGAGAGCGAGGGGGAGAGAGAGAGAGAGGAGGAGGGGAGACGGAGUUCUACAGUUAGUGAAAAAUCUCUUAUCUUGGUUAUGGAGAUCGUGGGUUGCGAUUAGUCGCCGAUUUUCACUGUUCCAUAAAGUCCGAGCUCUAACUUCCAAUGGGUUCGUCUUCGUUUUACCAGUUCUACCCUUCCUUUUCUCUCACAUUUCUUUACGGUUUUUCUCCUUUAUUCGACGCGUAAAGCCAAGUAAUAAAGAAUUCUUCCUCUGAUUUUUCGCUUCACAAUUGCACUUCAUCGAUGGAUUCUUCCUCUGCAAGUUUUGUCCUCCACCGCAGCUUCAGUUUAUCUUCUUUUUUGUUUGUCAGGGAGUGAGCUCGAGGCUUGAAGGAGGAGGAGAAAGUGCUUACAGAAGUUUCAGAUCAAAGCAGAACGAAGAGAGUUGCCUAAAACAGCGCAGUUUUUUUUUUUCCAUCCGAGGAGAUGGAACGCUGUUCGCUAGCUUUAUUUGGACAAUGAACAGAGGCCAUUUUAGUGAAAGGAUGGGCCUAGUAUAUAUUUGGCAAGUGCAACCACCCUGUCAUUAACAUCUAAACUAUCUGGUAUUGUGAGAGAACAAGCACGAAAGGAAGUACUUGACUGCAGUUUGAUGUUAUGGUGUCUAUUGAUUUGAUUUGACGUGGUUUCAAGUUGAAAAGGAAAAAGGUUCACUUUGAAGAAUGGGGGCAAUUAGCGGGGAAGAGCUGAUCAAGAUGGAGAAGAUGGAAAUGCCUGGUGCUCGUGAGGAGAAGAUUCUUGUUUUGGUGAGAUUGAGGCCAUUGAGUGAGAAAGAAGUUUCAGCAUAUGAAGUAGCAGACUGGGAAUGCAUCAAUGAGACUACCAUCUUAUACAGGAACAGCCUCCGGGAAGGUUCCACAUUUCCAUCUGCGUACACAUUUGACAGAGUAUUUCGAGGUGACUGCUCUACAAGGCAAGUGUACAAUGAAGGAGCCAAGGAAAUUGCUCUUUCUGCUGUCAGUGGUAUUAAUUCAAGUAUUUUUGCAUAUGGACAAACAAGUAGUGGAAAGACAUACACCAUGAUGGGAAUAACAGAGUACACAGUAUCAGACAUAUUCGAUUAUAUCCAUAGGCAUGAAGAAAGAGCAUUCGUCUUGAAGUUCUCUGCUAUUGAGAUUUACAAUGAGUCUGUUAGAGAUCUCCUUAGCACAGAUAAUACUCCACUGAGGCUGCUAGAUGACCCAGAGAAAGGUACUAUUGUGGAGAAAGCCACAGAGGAAACACUUAGGGACUGGAACCAUUUAAAAGAGCUUCUUUUGGUUUGUGAAGCUCAAAGACGGAUUGGGGAGACCUCGUUGAAUGAGAAAAGCUCAAGAUCUCAUCAAAUUCUUAGAUUGACAAUUGAGAGUUCUGCUAGAGAGUUCUUGGGCAAAGAAAAUUCGACCACCCUUUCAGCUAGUGUGAAUUUUGUUGAUUUGGCUGGGAGCGAGCGUGCUUCUCAGGCAUUAUCUGGCGGUGCCAGACUGAAGGAAGGCUGCCACAUAAAUCGCAGUUUACUGACUCUAGGAACCGUGAUCCGCAAGCUAAGUAAGGGGAAGCAUGGACAUAUUAAUUACCGAGAUUCCAAGUUGACACGCCUGCUACAGCCUGCCUUGGGUGGCAAUGCAAGAACUGCCGUCAUUUGCACUUUGAGCCCUGCUCGGAGCCAUGUUGAGCAAACAAGAAACACUCUUUUGUUUGCUUGUUGUGCAAAAGAAGUUACCACAAAAGCACAGGUUAAUGUAGUCAUGUCUGAUAAGGCAUUGGUUAAGCAUUUGCAGCGAGAGUUGGCAAGACUGGAGGGUGAAUUGAGAAGUCCUGCUCCUGCUUCCUCAAGUUGCGACUACCCAGCUUUGCUUCGGAAGAAAGAUCUUCAGAUUCAAAAGAUGGAGAAGGAAAUCAGAGAGUUGGCGAAGCAACGGGAUCUUGCUGAAUCUCGGGUUGAAGAUUUGCUUAAAAUGAUAGGGAAUGAGCAAAAUUCAAGAAAAUCGCAAGUGGGAGACGCGUGGGAAGAUGAAUGUUCAAUGUCAGCAUCAUCAGGCGUGGUUGAUUCUCAUCCUAUGAAUGGAGGUUUAAGAAAUUUCAAGAAAACUCAUUACGAUGAUGGAGAAAGUGAGAGCAAUCCUGAUGAGCCCUUCCACCAUCUUCGGAACUCUGAAAACCAUACUUCAUCUGAUGGUACCUUAUCACCAAUGUCUUAUGGGGAGAAUCUUGUUAGAUCGAAUUUGCGUCAGAGUCUGGAGGAUACUGCUGAAGAUCCUAAUGAUUAUUGCAAGGAAGUCAAGUGCAUUGAAUUGGAAGAGUCAAGCAGGCAAAAUAACUGUGAAUCCCUUACCUUAAAUACUGAAAAUGAAGGAACAUCGACUUUAGAAGACUAUGGUGAUGGGGAAGCAACUGAAGAAAUAACAUCAACUCAAGUGAACGGAAAUAGAGGAGUGAAUGGCAUGCCAAAUGGUUUUGUAUACGGUGCAUUGGAGCAGAGACUGUGUCAUGUACAGAAUACCGUAGAUUCUCUUGGCAGUCCUUACCCUGAUGAACCUCCACCAAUGGCAGCAGAUAUGUCGAGUUCUAGAAGCCUGAAACUAACUAGAAGCUGGAGUUGCAGAGCAGAUCUCACGUCCGAUUCAUCAUCUCCCUGGCCUGAGAAAGCUGAACAAAUUGUCAACACUCCACCUACUGGAAUGGAAAUAAAUUUUACUGGGAGACCAGAAAGGUUACGAUGGAAGAUUCCUCCAUCAAAAUAUGAUACCAACAUUUCAACCUUGUCCAGGAAUGAUUCCCAGUCAUCACUGGGAAGUGCUUCGUCUGAUGUACAGAGCAUUAAAACUUCAGCAGGUGAGGAUGUUACUACCAUCCAUGCUUUUGUUGAAGGACUGAAUAAGGCCAAGCAUCAAUAUGAGAAGCAACUCACCGAUGGUCAGGUUCAGCAGAUGGGGCUAGCAGCUGAUAGUUCUGGGAAGAAUAUGAAAGAUGUAGGUUUGGAGCCAAUGCAGGAAGCACUGGAAACCUCUCGCGAUUGGCCUUCUGAGUUUGAGAGGCAGCAGAGAGCAAUACUUGCACUCUGGCAAAUUUGCAAUGUUUCAUUGGUGCACAGAACCUACUUCUUCCUUCUUUUUAAGGGGGAUCCAGCAGAUUCCAUUUACAUGGAGGUAGAGCUCAGGAGACUUUCCUUCCUCAAGGAAAAAUUUUCUCAAGGGAAUCGUACUGCGCAGUAUGAUCAAAAUCUCACCCUUGGUUCAAGCAUGAAGGCCCUUGGCCGGGAGAGACGGGUUCUGAGCAAGCUGAUGCACAAGAGAUUUUCUGAAGAAGAGAGGAAGAGACUGUAUCAAAAGUGGGGUAUUGGGGUGAAUUCGAAGCGCAGGAGGCUACAACUGGCCAACUGCUUGUGGAGUAACACACAGGAUAUGAAUCACGUCAUGGAGAGUGCUAGCAUUGUUGCAAAGCUGGUUCGAUUUGUAGAGCAAGGAAAGGCUUUGAAGGAGAUGUUUGGGCUUAGCUUCACUCCCCAGCACUCAAAGAGGAGACUUUUUGGUUGGAGAAACAGCAAGCCUUCCCUUUUUUAAGCUUUGCUUAAUAGGAAAUUCAGAACAAUUAUAUCGCUGCUGAUUUGUUGUAAUUGAUAGGCUAUUUAAGAUUACUGUUAUGAUUGAACUCAAAAGAGGAUUGUAUGUGGUUGUUUCAAUUUUGUAUAAAUUACAGCUUUGAUCAUCUAAUUUAAUAUUAUUAUGCCAAGUUGUA
Messenger RNA from Tripterygium wilfordii, 3801 nucleotides. Its product is annotated as kinesin-like protein KIN-7E. Gene Ontology annotation, biological process: microtubule-based movement. Bases 747 to 3626 code for a protein of 959 amino acids. Gene Ontology annotation, molecular function: ATP binding; microtubule binding; microtubule motor activity. Lineage: Eukaryota; Viridiplantae; Streptophyta; Magnoliopsida; Celastrales; Celastraceae. The record is from RefSeq and is a predicted model, not a curated record. The transcript is spliced from 15 exons.